Kogia breviceps (pygmy sperm whale) is the source of this 1875-nucleotide messenger RNA. The record is from RefSeq and is a predicted model, not a curated record. NCBI's taxonomy places the organism in Eukaryota, Metazoa, Chordata, Mammalia, Artiodactyla, Physeteridae.
UAUCAUGGGAAAGGGUACCGUUCUUGCUUUAGAACAGUGGUCAUGACCUCUAAGUGCUAACUGUUCACAGAAGAAAGAGAAGUCAUUACAUGACCCGUCCCCGAGGCCUUGGGCUCUGUGGAUCCUCUAUAUGAGUCAGACAUACACCCACACACACACUUUUAUUUUUAUGGAUGGAUGUCUCCACUGUGGUCCUUGAAUAUUGUGACUGAGCAUUGAUGACUGUAUCACCUCUUGAUAUCUGCUUUGUGAACUGGAUGAAGAUUUAAGCUAUAUCAAACCCAUGCACUGGAGAUUCCCCAUCCCUGACCUACUGGCGAUAUCAAGAAAAAGAAGUUCAGAAAAAAGUGUCUCUUUUUAAUCUGCAGAUGGACAUAAGUGGGUUAAUUCCUGGUCUCGUGUCUACGUUCAUGCUUCUGUCUCAUAGUGACCACGGAGGACGAAAAUUCCCUUUGAUUUUGUCUUCUGUCGGUGCUCUUGCAAACAGUGCUUGGCUCUGUUUGCUUUCCUAUUUUGCCUUUCCAAUCCAGCUUCUGAUUGCAUCUACCUUUUUGGGUGCACUUUGUGGCAAUUACACCACACUUCUGGGAGCCUCUUUUGCCUACAUAGUUGAUCAAUGUAAAGAAAAGAAACAAAGAACAAUUCGAAUAGCUAUCAUUGACUUCCUGCUUGGAAUUGUCACUGGAUUAACAGGAUUGUCUUCUGGCUAUUUUAUUAGAGAACUAGGUUUUGUGUGGUCCUUUUUAAUCGCUACUAUGGCUCUUACUGUUAACUUGAUUUAUAUUUUAUUCUUUCUUGAGGAUUCGAUGAAAGAGCCUUCAUCUCAGAAUGUUUCUAUAUCAUGGACUGAAGGCUUUAAAAACUUAUUUAACCGAACUUACAUGCUUUUUAAAAAUAAUUCUGGUGAGCAACGAUCUCUGCUCUGUUUGUUGCUUUUUACAAUGAUCACUUAUUUUUUCGUGACGAUUGGCAUUUCCCCCAUUUUUAUCCUUUAUGAAUUGGAUUCACCACUCUGCUGGGAUGAAGUUUUAAUAGGUUAUGGGUCAGCUUUGGGAAGUGUCUCUUUUUUCAGCAGUUUCCUAGGAAUAUGGCUUUUUUCUUAUUGUAUGGAAGAUAUUCACAUGGCCUUCAUUGGAAUUUUUACCACCAUGGUAGGAAUGGCUAUGACUGCUUUUGCCAGAACAACAUUGAUGAUGUUUUUAGUCAGGCUGCCAUUCCUUUUCACUGUCGUACCACUCUCUGUUCUACGGUCCAUGAUAUCAAAAGUGGUUCGUUCUACUGAACAAGGCACCAUGUUCGCGUGUCUGGCUUUCUUAGAAACACUUGGUGGAAUCACUGCAGUUUCUACUUUCAACGGAAUUUACUCAGCCACCGUUGCUUGGUACAAAGGCUUCGUCUUUCUGCUCUCCGCUGUUUUAUUACUAAUUCCAGCCAUCAGUCUAUGUGCUGUCAAGUGCAUCAGCAGGAAUGCGGGAAGCUAUGUCCUUCUCACACAAGAAGAAUCCAGAGAAGACACUUCAGACAGAUGAUUAAUUGUGAUUAAAAAAAAAUCCAAAUGCUCGUAUCAUAUACUCUUGACUUCUGAAGGAUAUAAACUAGCUCCACAAUCAGUACUUCAUGAAUAAUCAAUGCUGCAAGUCCUUUCUUCUAAACUAAACAGAGAAAUAGUUGCUGCUCUAGCUUCUGACAGCACCAUGCACUUUGAGCACUUUAUGAAGAUCAUGUGACAUGUUCCCAGUCGAUGAAAGAACAAAUCUCAAGACACCUCCCACUUUGGGAUUUACAAAAGAAACUGAAACUUAUCGGUAUAAGAUGGGACUAAGAAAUAUGAUACAAUCAAAAGCAAUAAUCUCCCUGAUAUACUCCAGUCUCUCA